Messenger RNA from Strongyloides ratti, 585 nucleotides. Its product is annotated as DnaJ domain-containing protein. NCBI's taxonomy places the organism in Eukaryota, Metazoa, Nematoda, Chromadorea, Rhabditida, Strongyloididae. The record is from RefSeq and is a predicted model, not a curated record. The transcript is spliced from 2 exons. Bases 1 to 585 code for a protein of 194 amino acids.
AUGGAACAAUCCUUUGAUGAUCCUUCAAAUCUUUAUAAAGUAUUAGGUGUUCCAAAAAAUGCUGAUGAUGAGACGAUUAAAAAAGCAUAUCGAAAAUUGGCUUUAAAACAUCAUCCUGAUAGACAUCAUGGUGGUACUGACAACUCUUCACAUAUAGAAAAAUUUCAAUGUAUUAAUACUGCCCAUAAAAUUCUUUCUGACAAAGGAAAAAGGCGUAUAUAUGACACAUAUGGUAUGAAAGGUAUCCAACUUUGGGAAGGACAUAAUGCUGAUGCACUACCAAACUUUAUUUUUAAGAAAUGGUUUAAACCUGUUUUCUAUACAUUAUUCCUUCUUUCAUGUUGUUGUUGUUUCUGUUGUUGUGGAUGUCUAUGUUGUUGUGGAUUUUGUUGUAACUUUUGUUGCGGGAAAUAUGCUCCAAAGGGUGAUUAUGAAGAAGAGAUUAAUUAUGAUUUGGCGAGAAAUGAUGAUGAAAAUGGAACUCAACGUGAUAAUGUUUCUGAGACACAAUCAUACAAUGCAACAGAAAGAGUUGAUGAUAAAAAAACUGAAGAAGAAGAAACUUCUAAAAAGAAUGAUAAUUGA